GACGAGCAAGGUUCUUCCCAUGAGCUAAGUGAGCAUGAGUAUGAAGAAAUUUGUGAGAACUCUAGAUUUUGUAUUUCGGAGAGAUGUGUUGACUUUCUGUGUAAUGGAAAGCUCGUAGGUAGUCGUCACACGCAGAAAGCCAUUGUCUUCUGUAUACAUAAAAAUAUGGCAACGAUCGCACCCAUCUUUCAUAUCCAUUCCAAUUCCAAGCUUUUUUAGUGUAACAGUGGUUCUACAUUUCGUGGAACGGUGCUGAACUACUCCUGCAUAUUAUUUUCCUUAAAACUUCAGCGUUUUUUCAGUGGAUUUCUCCGGCAACAAGGAGAUUGACAAGAGGAGCAUCGGACUUGGCAUUCUUAUUAACAUGGCAACGGGGCUCACUUUCCUCUUCUUGAUCACUCUUGCGUGCUCAGUAAUGGUCGAAGACAUUUCUGCAAUGUCUGAUACAGCUCAGCUGAUGCCUUCAGUAUCAGGAGCAACCAGGCAGGUAUGGUCCCUAUUAAGAGGCGCGCAUUUCGAAAAUGUGAAUAUUGAAGUCUGGGAAUUCGACGGAAGCUCCAGAAAGAUGUUGCACUUGCGGGAAGAUAUGAGAACAGCGCUGCCGACUGCAUUCACUAUCUCAUCGAAUGUACAUCAAGGACCCCGAAAACUGCUCGAAGCGUCUGACCCGGGACAGAAUACGGCUCCUGACAGGGGCGGAGGCUCUGGAGAUCAAAAUGGAUAGAGUUGCACGCGACCAAUGAAUCAAAAAGACUGCAUGUUAUUCGCAAGUUUUAUUAUUUUUAGUCAAGAUGUAAUUCCUCUUCACUUAUUAUUCUUAUAAGCAUGCUUACCUAAUUGACAUCUUUAGAAUGAAAGUAAUACAACACAGACCCUACAAGUUUUUCAAACUUUAAGUAUCUUGUUGACUAUUUUUUCAUCUAAGUCAUCAAGCUUUGUUUAAUUUU
Marchantia polymorpha subsp. ruderalis is the source of this 947-nucleotide messenger RNA. The record is from the annotation of a GenBank genome assembly. Lineage: Eukaryota; Viridiplantae; Streptophyta; Marchantiopsida; Marchantiales; Marchantiaceae.